AUGUCAUCAAGAUCAUAUCAGGUUGCACAGGAUGCUAUGGAUUUUGGGCAGAAAGGACACGCCAACGCUUGCCAUGGAGAUUGUCCCACGCUCUGCACCUACACCAGGACAAUUUCCGCCAAAACCGAUCUUCACGCACUUCUCAAAGCUGCAGUGCGCAUCAACUAUCACGUAAUCGCCUUGCAUGAAACAAAGUCUAGGAACGGACGUGAGGCAGUUGAAUGA
This is a messenger RNA of Strongylus vulgaris, 225 nucleotides long. The record is from the annotation of a GenBank genome assembly. NCBI's taxonomy places the organism in Eukaryota, Metazoa, Nematoda, Chromadorea, Rhabditida, Strongylidae.